Molecule: messenger RNA, 339 nt
Organism: Drosophila teissieri
Lineage: Eukaryota; Metazoa; Arthropoda; Insecta; Diptera; Drosophilidae
Product: larval cuticle protein 3
Exons: 2
Coding region: 1-339 (112 amino acids)
Cellular component (GO): chitin-based extracellular matrix
Molecular function (GO): structural constituent of chitin-based larval cuticle
Source: RefSeq, a predicted model, not a curated record
AUGUUCAAGAUCCUGCUUAUCUGCGCCCUUGCCGCCCUGGUGGCCGCCAACGCCAACGUGGAGGUUAAGGAGCUGGUCAACGAUGUCCAGGCCGAUGGUUUCGUUAGCAAGUUGGUCCUCGACGACGGAUCUGCCUCCUCUGCCUCCGGAGAUGUCCACGGUAACAUCGAUGGCGUCUUCGAGUGGAUCUCCCCUGAGGGUGUCCAUGUGCGAGUGAGCUACAAGGCCGACGAGAACGGAUACCAGCCCCAGAGUGACCUGUUGCCCACUCCUCCUCCGAUCCCAGCAGCCAUCCUGAAGGCUAUCGCCUACAUCCAGGCUAACCCCAGCAAGAACUAG